Molecule: messenger RNA, 2889 nt
Organism: Pseudozyma flocculosa PF-1
Lineage: Eukaryota; Fungi; Basidiomycota; Ustilaginomycetes; Ustilaginales; Ustilaginaceae
Exons: 2
Coding region: 1-2889 (962 amino acids)
Biological process (GO): lipid metabolic process
Molecular function (GO): triacylglycerol lipase activity
Source: RefSeq, a predicted model, not a curated record
AUGGCAUCGCUCUUUCAUCGCCGCCGUGCGGCUCAUCCGUCGCCCGCCGCGGACACGGCGUCUGACCCGGCUGCAACUCCCAGGCGCCGGCGCUCGAGCGCCUUCAACCUCCUCUCGCCUCGAUCGGAAGCUGCCGAACCGGAACUGGAUCCGCUCCUCACCGCCCAGUAUGCCAUCCCCGACCAUGUAGAGGCGUUCCGCGAGGCGCUCAGCCACGAUCUCGGCCAGUCCGAGUACCUCCCCGCUUCGGCCGCGGCCGCCAGCCAGAUCACCGGUUCCUCGACCUGGUCCAUGCUCGGCUUCCCAAACGGCCUCAAGAGCCCCGGCGCCAAGUCACCCGUCGACACGCCCUCGAACCACUUUGACUCGAUCGCGUCGGUGCAGGAGUCGGCCUCGUCGUCCGCCAACCCUGCAGAGCCCUCGUCGACGCAGGCCUCAAACCCGCGCAAGGUGGGCCGCAUCGCCGCCGCCUCCGACUUUGCCCCCAUCCGCGAAAAGGUCCACCGCAAGAAGAAGCGACGCUCCGUCGACAGCGGAACGCGCGAGGGCUUCGUCUACCACACGCUCAGGUGGCCGCUGCUCAUCGGCAUCUUUCUCACCAUCUUUCUCGAGUUUGCGGCGUACGUCAUCAUCCGCCAGAUUGUCAACGUCAUCGAGUACGCCAUCGCAUGGAGGGGAAAGAAGGGAGAGCUGCGCAAGAGGAUGCGCAAGUCGACCACCCUCGGAGAGUGGAAGGAGGCGGCGCUCGAGCUCGACGAGUUCAUGGGCUUCGAGGCGUGGAAGACCGACGACGCCAGCGGGUUCUACGACUGGAUCCUUGUCAAGAAGGUCAAGGCAUCGCUCAAAGCCUUUCGCGAAAAGGAAGACACUGAGAACCUGCUCGGGGUACUGGACCUCUGCCUGCGCAACAACUUCGCCGGCACAGAGAACUUCCGCCUCUACAGCGAGACGUUCUUUGGUACCAAGUACCUCGUCGAGAGCUACCUCAGCGAGCUCGAGCUGGCGCUGCGCUACGUCGAAAGCACCGACAAGAUCACGCCAGAGGUCAAGCGGCAGUUCUACCGCACCGUCUCGCGCAACCUCGGCCGCAGCGCCCUCUGCCUCAGCGGCGGGGCGAGCUUUGGCUACUACCACAUCGGCGUGGUGCGCGCGCUGCUCGACUCGAACCUGCUGCCCAAGGUGGUGACGGGCACUUCGGCCGGCGGCUUGAUUGCGGCGCUGACGUGCACGCGGACCGACGAGGAGCUCAAGAAGCUUCUCGUGCCCGCCCUGGCGGACCGCAUCACGGCGUGCGAGGAGCCCAUCAGCGUGUGGGCCCGUCGCGCCUGGCACACGGGCGCCCGCUUCGACACCGUGUCGUGGGCCGAGAAGUGCGCCUUUUUCACGCUGGGCUCGAUGACCUUCAAGGAGGCCUACGAGCGCACGGGCAAGGUGCUGUGCAUCAGCGUCAUCCCCUCGGACCGCCACUCACCCGUCAAGCUGCUCAACUACAUCACCGCGCCAGAUUGCGUCAUCUGGUCGAGCCUGUUGGCCUCAGCGGCCGUGCCGGGCAUCCUCAACCCCGUCUGCCUGAUGCAAAAGACCAGGGACGGUCGAAUCAUACCGUGGAACUGGGGACACCGCUUCAAGGACGGCAGCCUGCGCGUCGACAUCCCGCUCCAGGACCUCCACGCGCUCUUCAACGUCAACUACCCGAUCGUGUCCCAGGUCAACCCGCACGUCCACCUCUUCCACUUUGGCUCCAAGGGCGCGCCCGGUCGACCCACGGCGCACCGCAAGGGCAAGGGAUGGCGAGGAGGCUUUGUCCUUUCGGCUGCCGAGCACGUGCUCAAGCUGCACCUCAAGAUGAACUUCAAGAUCAUUCGCGACCUCGAUCUCCUGCCCGCCAUCCUGGGACAGGACUGGAGCAGCGUCUUCCUGCAGCCGUUUGGCGGUGCCGUGACCAUCUGGCCCAAGACCCGGGCGUGGGAUUGGGUGCGCAUCCUCACCGACCCGGACCGCAAGGAACUCUCCCGCAUGAUUGACGUGGGUCAGAUUGUCACAUUCCCCAAGAUUCACAUGGUCGAGAACCGGAUACGCCUCGAGAAGGCCAUCGAGCGGGGCCGCAAAAAGUGCCGGAGAGCGAUCCGAUCCGCCGAGGCGGAAGCGGCCGGCAACGGCAACGGCAACGGCUCCAGCGUCGCAAGGAGGACCAGACGCAACGGUGGAGAAAACGGCAGCAAGGAGCCCCUGCCGACGGCGGGCAGCGUGUCGGAAGGGACCGACAACGACGACUUUUUCAGCUCAAAGACGGUCGGAAACGGAUUCACCUCGUUCUCUGCGGCGGGCAAAGCCUCGACGAGCCGCGGCAGGGACAACGAUGAGGGCGAGGUUCUGCACCCGAAUGGGCUCGACUCGAAUGUCGGGACGCCCGGCAUCGACGCCGAGUCCGACAGCACGCGGCAACAGCCGGCGCCGCAACGGCCAAAGCCGUACCCGACGUACAGCCGAUACCUCUUUGACACUCGCGCGGCCAACAAGGGUCGGGCUACUGAUCUGGACUCGGCCAUCUCGACGCCCCGUGGCGAUGAUGAUGACAACGCGGGCGCCACGCCAGAGACAUGGCUGGACAGAGGGCAAGGCGACAUCGAACAGGACGAGCCACGCACCUCUGGUGAAGUGGAGGGCGCAGGGGGUCCGGCAGAGUGGGACGAGGAGAAGGAGCGGAUCGAGUACAGGAAGAAGCGGAGCGCGCGAUGGGGCGACGGGACCAGCUGGGACGAUAGAAGCUACGAUACGAGGAAGGACGAGGAUCGGUUCAGCGAGAGCAGCGUCGAGAGUUCGGAGGACGACAACGAUGAAGACGACGACGAAGAGGGGCAAGGAGGAGCCCCGAGGGACGCGGCGUAG